AUGUCGAGUCUUGAAGAAGUCCUCCAAGUCCAAAAGGACACCAAUGUCCUUCGUGCUCCGGCGACAUCGGCCCCGAACAGCAAGCAGUCCUUGUCCGCUCAGACCGACCCGACUAUGAACUUUGCUAUCGUCAACACUACGAGCUCUUCCAGCGUUUACGCCUACGUGUCCGGGCUUGCUAUACAGAACAAUAAUGCCGUAUUCAUGCUGGAAAGCGACGGCUCCACGGUUCAUUUCCCGAGUUCGCCAGACAGCACAGGAAAAUCUCUGCAAGCAAACACUGCUAUCCAACUGGGAUCUCCAGGGAGCACUACGACGAUCACGAUCCCGCAGACAGCUGGCGGCCGGAUUUGGUUCUCCCAGAACGCGACCCUGACCUUCUUGCUGAACCCGGGCCCGGCCCUGGUCGAGCCGUCGGUGACGAAUGUGAGCGAUCCAAAUUAUGAAUCCCGAUGGGAUUUUUGUGAGUUCACGUACAAUAGCUUCCAGCUAUUCGUCAACAUCACCUACGUGGACUUCGUCUCCCUGCCCAUUGCCCUGCAGCUGGAAAAUAAUUCAGGCCUCGUGACCACGGUCGCAGGGACCCCGUCCAACGGACUCGACACCGUCUGCUCCGCCCUCACCGAGCAGAGUGCCGCGGACGGCGCCGGCUGGAAGGACCUCAUCAUCAAGGACUCCACAGGGGCGAACCUCCGUGCUCUCAGCCCCAACUCCGGCAUCGUCAUGAAUAAUUCCCUGUUCAACGGCUACUUCCAGCCCUACGUCGACAAGGUCUGGGCCAAAUACGCCACGACCGACCUCCAGGUGGACACCCAGGCCAGCUACGGCGUCGUCUCGGGCGAGGUGGACUCGUCGUCGAAGCUCGCAUUCGGCGACGCGGGGUCCUUCCCGCAGCCCUCGGCGGCCGACAUCUUCAGCUGCUCCACGGGCGCCUUCGCGGUGGGCACGGACGAGAUGGCCAACAUCGCCGCGCGCCUCGCCGCGGCCUUCAACCGCUCCACCCUGCUGGUCAACAGCAACCAGCCCGACGGCGAGCAGGUGUCGACCUACUACGCCGACCCCGUCACCAACCACUACGCGCGCAUCGUGCACGCGGCCAACUCGGACCGCAAGGGCUACGCCUUCCCCUACGACGACGUCGGGCCCAGCGAGGGCGCCGACCAGAGCGGCAGCCUGUUCGACCCCAACCCGAAGCUGCUCACCGUCACCGUCGGGGGGCUGUCGUCCACGAGCUCCGCGGCCGUGAGCGCGAGGGACCACGCCGUGCGCCUGGGCCAGCGGCCCGCCGGCCGGAGGAGCCACCCCGGCCCCCUGAUUGCCCGGCGGGACCUGGAGGGCGAGGGCGAGGGCGAGAAGCCCGCGCUGGCCCACUCGGAGCCCGCGUACAGCCGGGGCAGCGGCAGCAGCGGCGGCAGCAACGACGACGUCUCGGAGGGCGUGGACCUGGAAGCAGGCCUCGGUUCCCGAGGUAAGCAAGACUCAUUUUCUGAUGAUGUCAACCCGUUCCUUCCCCUGUUCCCUCGCCGCGGAAGCGGCAAGGGGUCCCAUGAUGCAGAGCUGUCGUCCUCAACGUCUUCUCUCGCCAGCAGGUCUCUGACCUCGUUCGUCCCGAGACGCUGGGCGGACGCGGUCGCCUCCGCCCUGGGGCGCCUCGAGCGGCGAUCCCCCCCUGCGAUGUACGCGAGCGCGAAGCCGGCGGUUGAUCUUGUCGUGCGGCUCGUCACGGUCUUUUUGAGCAUGUCUGUUAGGACGUUCGUUUCGAGGGUGAUGAUGGGGUUCUUGUUGGUGCUGUUCUAUUUGUUGGCCCCUGCGGUUAGGGGCAGUGCUGGUGUUGGUGGUGGUGGUGAGCUUCUUGUUGGUCAGGCGGCGCCGUCGACUGCCGGCGAGGUAGGUAUGGUCACUGCAAAGCCUGUCGGUGUCACACCUGUGUUGGUUCCGGAGUGA
This is a messenger RNA of Diaporthe citri, 1944 nucleotides long. RefSeq lists its product as uncharacterized. Lineage: Eukaryota; Fungi; Ascomycota; Sordariomycetes; Diaporthales; Diaporthaceae. The record is from RefSeq and is a predicted model, not a curated record. The coding region runs from base 1 to 1944 and encodes 647 amino acids. The transcript has 2 exons.